Molecule: messenger RNA, 594 nt
Organism: Uncinocarpus reesii 1704
Lineage: Eukaryota; Fungi; Ascomycota; Eurotiomycetes; Onygenales; Onygenaceae
Exons: 2
Coding region: 1-594 (197 amino acids)
Molecular function (GO): metal ion binding
Source: RefSeq, a predicted model, not a curated record
AUGGAGAUGAAGCUAGUGUCCGCCGACACCCUAGUCCAAGAUGGCAUCGAGCGUGACGUUGCUGCAGAGCCUGUUGCCGCCAAUGGUGAUGAGCAGGGUCAGCACAAGAUCAAGGUAGACGAGACUGCAGAGGCGCUGUCGGGGAUCGAUAACCUGUCUACAGAUACGUCUUCGGUGGAUACGUCAGAUCUCAGCGACGAAACAUCGAGUUCUUCCGACAGCUCAUCGGAUGACAGCGAUGGAGACUCUGCCCCCGAAGAGAUGACUUCCAAACGGCUGCGACCUGAUCGGGUGCCUCCGCCACCGCGCAAACACAAGAACCCAUGCCACCAGUUCGUCAAGACAGGGAGAUGCCGUCGCGGUGAGAAUUGCAGAUACUCACAUGAGAUCCCGGACAAGACGCGUCGGGCUACGAAAGAUGCAGGCAGCGAACCAAAGCGACCCAGCUUGUUCCAGAUGCUGGUGGAUCAACAGAAAGAGGACGAAGCCCGACGGGUGAUGCAAGCGAUCGCAUGGCUUGGAGAGAGAGGGAUGCUGGACGAACGGGCUGCGGGUGAAGGGGUUGCGGGGGGCGAGGAGGCGGCAAAAGGAUAG